GUUGCUCUCAUAUUUCUCAGCAAGACCCCCAAUCUUGGAGUUAUUCAAGUCUCAAAAAGCUCUCUCAAAUCUCAAUUCUUCAAUUGCUCCUCCUACUCCUAGCUUUAAGUCUCAAAUUGAAGGUUUUUGAAGCUCACAAGCAAAUAUUUGUGACAUGUGUAUCAUAAUGAAUAAGGCUCAUGUGUUGUUGGUGUUGGUAAUCUUGAUUGCUUCAUCAGUGGCAGAGAAGCCUUCUGUUGUGGAAGCAAGGACACUUUCCUUAACAUCAUCUCAUCAAGGGUACUCAAAGAUUUUUGCCACGCUUGGAAUUGUUUGCAAGUGUUGUGAUGGGGUUGAAGGUGGUGCCUGCACAAGCACAUGGACAGAGUCUUGCUCUAACCUGCAGUGUUCCCCUUGGAAAUCACACUCAUGAAUAAUCUCCUACAUCUUUGCUUUUUCAUUUGCAUACAGCUUUAGGAAAUAUUGUAGAAAUUAACACUUGAAUCUGAAAUUUUGUUCUAUGUAUUGUAAAUUUUGUGUAUAUAUAAUUGUGCUAAAAUUUGGGAUGUAUCUGUCAAGAGCAGUAGCAAAUAGCAGUAGCUUCAAAAUGAAAAUUUGAAUUCUAGUUAA
This is a messenger RNA of Glycine soja, 609 nucleotides long. RefSeq lists its product as uncharacterized. Bases 155 to 412 code for a protein of 85 amino acids. The transcript has 2 exons. The record is from RefSeq and is a predicted model, not a curated record. Lineage: Eukaryota; Viridiplantae; Streptophyta; Magnoliopsida; Fabales; Fabaceae.